AGUUGUUCGUGAAUAGCGAAUAAAAAUAAAUCGCCUACUCAGGCAAACAAUUCACAGAGAACCCAACGGUUCAAACUUACCGUUAAAAAUCGAGUUUUAUCUUGCGCCUGAACGCUGUAACUGUUUUCAUUUAGGUUGCGGUCGCAAGCAUACUGAACGUCUAAUAAUGUGGAAACACGGUCUUGGGGCCGUCAUGCUUGCUGGCGACGACUUGGCAACCGUCGCCUCCGCUCUAUCGCUGAUGCAAGAUACUUGAAUAGAUGCAUCAUGGGCAGCGCCACGUGGAGCGCAGGUUGGGCGGCUGGCUUCCCGCUGCAAGCGCGGACAUGCCGGUCCGAGCACUUGCAGUGGUCAUCCUCUUCGCACUCGCUGCACCAAGCGCCUCAUUCCAUAUUCAAUUAGGAGCUCCAGAACACGACUGUGGUUCUGGAGGAAUCGGUGCGGGCCUCAAAUACUUUGCCCAGCAGGCAUCGCGCUGGCCUGAGCAGCUCGCUAUCGUGGACGCUUACCGCUCAUAUGCCGUCAACUAUACCGUGACAACUGUUGAAGCGAACUGCUCUGCCGGAGCUUUGGUGAAUUCGGUCCGAACCCUCGCACGGUCAUGUCACUUCCUCUUAAGCGGCAUCGGCUAUGAGGAGGAGCAGGCGGUGGCAGCGAACAAGCUGCAAAAGCUUAUGAUGCUCGCCGGCGUGACCACUGACCGCGUCUUCGAGCUGGGUCUGUCGUACAUAUACGGCAUCACCACCUCCCCCGUCCACUACUCCGCAACCGCCCUCAAAGCCAUGGCCCUCCGCUCCAUCUCCCAUGUCGCUGUCAUCUGGCGCCGUGACGGCGACCCAGUCCUUCAGGCCACCUGCCUGGGCGCCCUCGCGCAGGCCCCCUCCCUGCAGCAGCUGCACCCCGAAACCAUCUUCACGCCCCUAAACUACACGGCGGCGGAGGCGGAGGCGCAGGGCUUCUUCGCCGCCUUAGCGGCACGCGUCGCCGCCAGUGGCGCGACGGCAGUGGUGAUGUGCGACGUCGCCGCCGCCACGAAACAGCUGACGGGGGCGCUGGCGGAGGUGAAACUGCAGCUGGCGGCGGCAUUCAUGGUAGCGGGGCCGGCGGAGGCGGACCUGGAGGCGGCGUACGGCAGGUACGAGUACGUGCUGUCUGCCGUACAGUGGAACUCGGAGGUGCAGUACGGAGAUGCGUUUUUCGGAUCCGCAGCGGCGUACGACAGCGGCUUCGCCGCCGCCAAUGGCGACAGCCACCCGGACGCCGACGCCGCGGGCGCGUCGGCGGCGGCUCUGACGCUGGCGUGGGCCUUACGUGGCGCCUUUAAAGAGUGCAGCAUCAGUUCGGAGGUGGCGGCGGCGGGCGAUGUGCAGCGGCUGUUGUACGACCCCAGUGCCGUACAUUGCACGACACAGGCGGCGGCAACGGCAGCGGCGACGGCGGGUAUUAACUCGGGCUCUGCGGGGUUGUCCUCAGCGGUUGAGCAGCUGUCGGAUGGUGGUGGUGUGAAUGUCACUGGAUACGGUCUGCUGGUUCGGGCGCUGCAGGAGGGUACCUUCGACACCUUUUAUGGAGUGGUGGAGUUCAGCGCCCGGCGCCGCAACGUGGGCCGCCCCGCCGCCACCACGCAGGUGCAGGGCGGGCGGGUGCGGGUGGUGGGGCCGCUGGAGGCGGCGGCGGCGCUGCUGGUCAUGCCCAUUCCGGUCAGG
Molecule: messenger RNA, 1706 nt
Organism: Astrephomene gubernaculifera
Lineage: Eukaryota; Viridiplantae; Chlorophyta; Chlorophyceae; Chlamydomonadales; Astrephomenaceae
Source: the annotation of a GenBank genome assembly